Colletotrichum siamense is the source of this 1065-nucleotide messenger RNA. RefSeq lists its product as uncharacterized. Lineage: Eukaryota; Fungi; Ascomycota; Sordariomycetes; Glomerellales; Glomerellaceae. The transcript has 3 exons. The record is from RefSeq and is a predicted model, not a curated record. Bases 1 to 1065 code for a protein of 354 amino acids.
AUGGUCCCGACCAAGGCAGCCGAAGAAGUCACACGGAGUAUCGUUCAGCGUGUCUCAUCAGGAAUCUCGACAUUGCCCCGCCCUGCCGAGCCUCAGAUGCAGCGCCGUGCCGACCAAGUCCGCAACCACCUGGCGAUCCCGAACUCCCGCGCCGAAAACGCCAUGCAGCAACGCGCUUCCGAUAUUCGGGAAAAUAUGGAGCUUCCCCGUCUGAAGCGUUCCUACGAUCAGAUGAGCCAUUCGAGCCCCAAGUCCGUCUCCCCAGGUCCUGCCUUCCCGAGCGACCCUCUUGAUCUGGACUUGGACGGCGCGUCUAUGGCUUCCUACAUGUCCCAGAUGGAAUACUCUCCCAACGUUUCGCACUUCAGCCCCUCUGGUCGUCCGACGCAGAAUCCGAUGGUGGUCGCCCUCUCGUCCGGAAACAUGCCCCGCAUGCAACUUCACACCGAUAGAAACAACCGAGCCAGCCUUGUUCCAUCUAGCAGUCCGCCGGGAUACCGUCAAUCGAGUAGCACGCCGUCGACACCUCGCCGCCCUUCGUCACUCCGAAAGGUCGCAUUGCCGACCUCUGAUGGCACCUCGAACACUAUGUCCAGCAACGGAUCCAGCAGCACAAUCACUCCAUCCCCAAGCCGGUACGCUCCUGGCGCUAUGAUGAGCAGCAGCCCGAUCCGAGAGACAAAGCUGGCAGAUCCCUUCAAGCCCACCAAGGAGUCCGACGCUCAACUGCAGAUGAUGAUGCUGCACCCCCAGCCCAUUAGCGAGCAUCAGAGCAUGGUUGGUCGCCAGGUCGAGAAAGCGCGCGAGCUCGCAAAGGACAAGCACAAAGGCCCCUUCCAGAUCGGCCGCCACUUCUGCCUGAUCGAUCCUUACAAUGGCGAGCCCGUUCAGAUUGCCGUAAUGAAAGCUGACGGUAUGGGCAAUGUCAUCUACAAGGACAAGUUCGGAAGGGACGUCUCCAAGAUCUCGCCUUCAGGUAAUGGAGAGCCGAUGCCGGGUAAGAGAGGAGAGUUCCUUGGCUUCAGGGAAGACUUUGGAGCCUCACACCUUUUCGGCCCCGGAUAG